UGUUCAUCAUUUCAUGAAGCCAUUUCUGGUUAGCAUCGCCGCUCUUUGCUCCUCGUUCUCGGUGUAAAAAUGGCCCAGGCAGCUCAGACCAACUCUCCGGACUCCAACAGCUCACAGAUCGAAGUGGAACACGACCGGAAGAGACGACAGUUUGUCAUCAGGCUGAACGGAUCUCAUGAUCGAGCUGUUCUUCUCUACGAAUAUGUGGGGAAGAAGACGGUGGACCUGCAGCACACUGAAGUUCCUGAUGCUUACAGAGGAAGGGGAAUCGCCAAACACCUGGCCAAGGCAGCCAUGGAUUUCGUGGUGGAAGAAGAUCUGAAAGCCCACUUGACCUGCUGGUACAUUCAGAAAUACGUCAAAGAGAAUCCUCAGCCUCAGUACAUUGAACAUAUUUAUCAAUGACCGAUCAGGUCUGAGGAGACGGAGACAGAGACUCUUGGAGGAUUCACUGUGCUGCAGUAUGCUUUGGAGCUACAGGCCGAUAUACUUAAAGGAGCUUCCAGGCGUUGAUCACAAUGGGAUUUUAAGCUACUCCAGAGACCAGUAACCUCAUGGAAAAGACAGCUGUGAGCUGAACAUUGGGUCGACGCUUGUCCAUAAUCAGAAAGGGGAAGUGGAUGAGCUGCAGGUUAUAAAUCAGAAUCAACACCAGGAAAUAAAACAGCCAAAGCUGAAGGCCAUAAACCCUCUGAGUGGAAGUCAACGGUCAGAUGUGAUUGAGACCAGCUGGGAGUCAAAUACUGGGAUGGAGAUUUUCUUUCUUCCCCUUUAUUGGUUGGGAGAAACAGGACAAGAUGGCCACCAGUGGUGUCGACAUGGAGGCAACGAUGCCUUCAAUGAUAAUCCAACUGUGAUGACUUUUAUACUUCCUCUUCUUAAUUCAGCUUUCUUUUGUUAGUCUGAAUUUAUGUUUUAUUCCCCCCUUCUCUUGAACGUUGGUUUUCUUUGGGCUAAAAAAUCCCACAAAUUUAGUAAAUUGGAAAGUUUUAAAACAUUAGGGUAUUUUUUCUUGGUAAUUUCAAAGUGUUAGGUGAGGGAUAGGCACUGAUCUUCUAAUAUUUGAACAAUCAUUCAUUUAUAGAAACUGUAGAAACUGUUUCCAUUUAAGAAUCGUUUCCAUUUAUUCACUGGCGCCUGGUUUAUGCAGACAACAAACGGAGGCUGCAGGGCAUCUACAGUUGUUUACUAACCACCAAUAAAGACUACAGAGAUCAUUAGAAUCGAUCUUUUCUUCUAUGAAGCUGGCUGCACAUGACUAGA
This is a messenger RNA of Cheilinus undulatus (humphead wrasse), 1263 nucleotides long. RefSeq names its product protein NATD1 (gene natd1). The coding region runs from base 70 to 405 and encodes 111 amino acids. The transcript is spliced from 3 exons. The record is from RefSeq and is a predicted model, not a curated record. Lineage: Eukaryota; Metazoa; Chordata; Actinopteri; Labriformes; Labridae.